AUGCACUGAAACGGAAACGAAAGUAAGUAGCUGGCUAGAUGGAAGACGUACUUUGUCGCUUAACAACCUUGAAUAAUAAAAGUUAGCGUGUGUUUGGUAAAUAUUUGAGUAAGGACAGUCACACCGAAUGCCAAAAAUCAAAUUCAGCUUGACAUCAUAUAUAGUUAACUAUACGUCAGAAAUUACAGUAGAUAGACCGGUUAGUAGAUAAGUGGACAGCUAGCUGCCUGGCUAAGCCUCGAGAUUUGUUUGGAUCCGUCAAGUUUCAGCGCUUUAAAUUCCUGUUUCCGGGAAAGCAUGGCUGAUGCAGUGAUGGCAGAAGACCAGAAAUUCUGUUUGCGAGAGGUACUUGAUACAUUUAAGUCAUGUCUCUCGGAAGAUAAGGAGGUUUUGAUCGAUCAAUAUGUGGCUGGAUGGCGUGGGCUUGUGAGGUUUAUGAAUAGCUUGGGGACCAUCUUCUCCUUCAUCUCAAAGGAUGCGGUCAGCAAGAUCCAGAUCAUGGUCAGCCACCGCAAUGGGGAAAACGGUGCGCAGUACGUCACUAUCCAGUCCAUGGUGAAGUACGAGCUUGACAAUGAUCUGGUGGACAUCACCAAGAGGGGCAGCUACCCCGAGUCCGGCUGCCGCACGCUUUUGAGGCUGCACCGGGCCUUGCGCUGGCUGGAGCUCUUCCUUGAGCGUCUGCGCACCAGCACUGAGGACAGCAAGACCUCCGUCAUGUGCUCGGAGGCCUACAAUGAGUCACUGGCCAAGUAUCACCCGUGGCUCAUCCGAAAGGCCUCCAACAUGGCCUUCUGCGCCCUCCCAGGGCGCCCCACGUUCUUUGAGGUGAUGAACGUGGGCACCCCGGAGCAGGUGGUGGCCAUGCUGGGGGACGCCCUGCCCCUCAUCUCAGAGGUGUAUCAGGUGACAGAGGAACUGUAUUCCAAGCAUGACCUCCUGGACCUGCCCUAGCAGAGACAGCAUUGGGUGGGAUCGGAUGUAGCCAUUUUUUAAUUGGGGGUUUGUUGGGGGCCAAGCUGCUAUUCCUCAUUGUAAAUUACAUAGGUGUUAAAUGUAUCAGUUUCCAGUCUCAGAAUAUUAUUAUGAUUAUCAUUAUUAUUGUUGUUGCAUUUUUAGCCUUUCUUUCACACAACGUUGGUAAUCGACAGUUCUACUACUGACAUUCGUCUCACUGCGACCACUUCUGCAUUCAUGGAGCAGAGGUUGAGGCGAAUGCAAUCCUCUGAUACACCAACACACUACUGCAGCUAUUUUUUGCACUACAAGUAUAGCAGCGCAUUACAGUGAAUUAGCACUACUCCACUGAUGCGAUCUGAGCAACUUGCAGGUUCCCAGGUCGCAGAAUGCUGAGAGUGGUGUGAUGCGGGAACUGUGGCCGACCUUGAUUUCUCAAUCUGGGCUUUUGCUAAGAUUGUUAGGCCCCCGCUCAAAGUAGCUGUAAUGCUCUUUAUCCUUAACCUUCAGCCGCAAAUUAAAGGAGGUAUUUCAUUUUUGUUUUUGUUAAUUUCAUUGGCUGCCCAGGUCAUAAUGCUGUGUCCGGAAGGACAAAAUCUAACACUUGCUUAAAUUGCAAGUUUGGGCAUUAGUCUUCCUACACUUUCAUUUUUUGAGUUCCCAAGUAAUCAAGGGGUGAAUCACAAUAGAAGGCCAUAUUUAAUUGUAAUAUUACAGUAUUGUAUAGCCAAUUGUCACUUUUAGACUUGUCGUACGUGGUAAUUUACUACUAUACUGUUUGUCCAUUUCCAUGUUGUGUUCUGCAUAUGAAGUCAAGAAGACUGAGAAUGAUAGGCACUGGCAUCUAGUACAGUUGUGCCUGGAAUGUAUUGUGGUUUUUUCAUCAGGAGUGAGUGCAUCUUACACACUGUAUUAGGUGUCUACUGCAGAAUUGUUGGAAUUGGGGUAGACUCCACAGAAAUUUUGAAAGAUGGGUGUGUUGGUAUGUAUUAGCCACCUCAAGCUGCUAGUACAAUUGUUGCUGCAUGCAGCUUGCUAUUUUCUUGCUUGCUUGUUCAGAGGUGCAUAACUUCAAGGCAUACAUUUACAUUUACAUUUAUUUAUUUAGCAGACGCUUUUAUCCAAAGCAUACAAAAUUGCCUACUCCUUCGAGCAAGUCGGUCAGCAAUUUUUCCACCAAAUGUGCUUCAGUCAUGGUCUCUGCAGAAAACAAACCUUUCUGUUGUUAUGGAUGCUGAGUAAGCCCCUGUCUUGUGUUGCUGUUCCUGUUCCUUUUUGAAAAAUGUCCCUUCAAAAAACAAAACAAUAGUGUAGCAGCUGUUCUUCACAAAGAAACGCAGUCAGAGAGCUAUAGAACGAAGUGGACACAAAGGCAGAACCCCGAAUAGAGUUGUAUCUGCAUCAUGAGGUGGUGACACACUCUGACCCCAGGUUUUAAAACUUGUGUGGUGUGUUACAUAAAGUAAUGGGAGUUUUCCUUACAAUUGAAUAGAUGAGAACCAUGUAUGCAGUCAAUCUUGAACAAAGUUACAGCCAUGGCUAGUCACAAUGAACUCCCUCCAUUCUUUCAUGUUGCCAAUGAGCUGGCAGGCUAACUUUAGUUAGUGGCAAACAUGAGGGAAAUAUGAUUGUUCUGUUAUCGUUUUCCUGUUGUUUGCCUUUCCUCUGAUGUUAUUGAAAAUAAAGCUACUUGUCUGCAUUAAGAUCUAAGAACAUUGGGUAGGU
This is a messenger RNA of Megalops cyprinoides (Indo-Pacific tarpon), 2682 nucleotides long. RefSeq names its product ceramide-1-phosphate transfer protein. The record is from RefSeq and is a predicted model, not a curated record. Gene Ontology annotation, biological process: intermembrane lipid transfer; ceramide transport. Gene Ontology annotation, molecular function: ceramide 1-phosphate binding; ceramide 1-phosphate transfer activity. The transcript is spliced from 2 exons. The coding region runs from base 298 to 954 and encodes 218 amino acids. Gene Ontology annotation, cellular component: cytosol; membrane; cytoplasm. NCBI's taxonomy places the organism in Eukaryota, Metazoa, Chordata, Actinopteri, Elopiformes, Megalopidae.